AUGCAGACAUCGAAACCAGUGAUUGUGUCUGGAUCCUUCAUCCCCGCUAUCCCCCAGAUAGCGAAGGACCUUGAGACGGGCGCAAACACUGUCAGCCUCGCCAUUAGCGUCACGCUUUUGUCUGAGUCUUUUGGCUCAUUGGUGGCCUCGUCGUACUCGACCUUCUAUGGGCGGCGCCCCGUGUAUCUUGCCGCCAUACCAGUACUCUGCGCCGGAUCCCUCGGUGUAGCACUGUCUUCUACGAUCAAUCAACUGCUAGUAUGGCGCUCCAUCCAAGCGCUCGGCAUGUCCCCUGGGUUCUCCGUGGGUGCUGGCGUCGUCGGCGACCUGUCCAGCGCCGAGCAUAGAGGCCUUGCGAUAGGUGUCUUUCUCGGGAUCGCCCUCCUUGGCCCUCUUCUAGCGCCCGUCGCUGAAGGGUAUGUUGCGCACUAUUGGUCCUGGAGAAAUAUGCAAUUCUGUAUGGCCGGCGCGAGUGCGCUCACGCUGUUGCUGUUCCUUCUGGUCUUCCCUGAGACAAGCCAUCCCGAAAGCACGGGCGCCUGGAAGGCUCGGCAAGCUGCUGAGUCGAAGGGCUCCAAGCCGCUUAACUUUGUCUUCAUAAACGUCUUGCGGCCCUUGGGGCUCUUACGAAGCCCAAACGUAUUGAUCAUCUAUAUAGCUCUCCUCGUUCCCAUCAGCAGCACCAUCGGAACUCGAUAUGGAUUGAACGCUUUUCUUGUCGGACUCUGUAUGCUGCCUUCUGGAUUGGGCAACAUCAUCGGAGCACCUUUAGCUGGCAGGCUGUCCGACAGGGCACUGACCGAAGGACACGGGGAGACGCUUCAUCCGGAGGACCGCUUGCGAGCGGCCUUGGUGGGUGCUGGCAUAUUAGUCCCAUUGUCCGCGCUUGGAGCCGGUCUGACCGUCCGCUUCGUGUCCGGAACGCUCGGGCUGGCGAUGAACAUGAUCUGCUUGUUCAUGAAUGGUAUCGGCGUGAGUGGGGCACCGAAUUGCGGUCACUGGUCCCAUGCAAUAAGCAGCGCGGGCCAGGCCGCGACCCUCUUUAUCAUCCUUGGCCCUGACGUAGACCCGUUAUACAGGUGGAACUCACGCUGA
This is a messenger RNA of Schizophyllum commune H4-8, 1095 nucleotides long. RefSeq names its product MFS general substrate transporter. Gene Ontology annotation, molecular function: transmembrane transporter activity. Gene Ontology annotation, biological process: transmembrane transport. The record is from RefSeq and is a predicted model, not a curated record. The coding region runs from base 1 to 1095 and encodes 364 amino acids. Lineage: Eukaryota; Fungi; Basidiomycota; Agaricomycetes; Agaricales; Schizophyllaceae. The transcript has 10 exons.